AUGGACUCUACUUUCGGCAAUAUCUUCCUGUUUCUCACUGAAUUGGCGUGGAAAAGUCGUCUGACCAUACCGAUUCUGGUCACCACAGCAUUUCUAGUUAUGGACAUACGUUUGCAGAUUGAAAUCAACAUACAGUCGGGACAAUUUAAUGCUAGCGAUUUGGAUGAUAUUGAUGAUGCUUUCGCUGACCAACUGGGUGAUCAUGAUGAGCACGACAUGGGCGAGGACAGUGGCAGCGACAGCUAUUCAGACGAUCUUGAGUACAUCAGCGAGUACUCCAAUGAGGACGGCAACAACAGCGAAGCUUCCCACUACAGCCUGGACAUGUACGACCCCUGGGGGUCCGACUGGGAUGCUGAAGAUGAUGUCGAUGCCAACUAUCCGAACGAGAUGCCACUCUAAAGCACACAAAACGUUUAAAUUUAAGAAGUAACUGGGCUUAAUUAAUUAGUUUUAUUUUAAUAUGCAUAUACAUAUACAAAUGUAUGUAUAUAUAUUGUAUGUAAAUCCUCAGCAGUAGCAAUAUGUGUAACCUCUCUAUUUAUCUGUAUUUGUAUGUACUAAAAAAAAACAAUUGCUAUGCGUA
Drosophila obscura is the source of this 586-nucleotide messenger RNA. RefSeq lists its product as uncharacterized. The transcript has 2 exons. NCBI's taxonomy places the organism in Eukaryota, Metazoa, Arthropoda, Insecta, Diptera, Drosophilidae. The record is from RefSeq and is a predicted model, not a curated record. Bases 1 to 402 code for a protein of 133 amino acids.